AUUCCCCCCAUGUUGAUGUUCCCCCAAGACCAGCCACCCGAGCUCGCGACAAGUGGGUGAUCUAUAGCCCACCCCCCCAUUUGCGAUUUCCUGUCUCUUGACAACAUUAAGAGCCGGAUCACGACGCAACAUUGGCGAUUGCGAUACCAUUGGCGAAUUCACAGACAAAGUCAGCCCAACCGCCCACGCGACCGCCCGAAUCGGUUGACGAAGCUCGACAAGCUCGAGUAUAUCAACGCAAACCCAUAUCUAUAAUACCUAGGCUACGUGCCUAAGUGCAAUGGUUGCAUCCAACUAAAUGUCGUGGCCCAACGAUCAGAAUUCUCGGAGGCGAGGGGUUUGGAGCCAUUGGGUACCGCUUGCGGUCACUGUGACUGUUGCGACAGUCGGUCUCGCAGCGUGGGUAUGGAGUCAGCGCAAAGAUGAGGAUGACACGCCCGAGAACGAGCAAUACCCCGACCUCGACUACGACAAUGCAAACUAUGGCGACAAUCCUGCGUACGGCACUUCAAGAGGACCCAAACCUCCGCCCAGCAACGUCGGAACCGAAACAUACGGCACGGCCGAGGGGCCCCGAGAUGCAUCUGGGGAUGGAUUGGGAGCGAGGAUGUCUGGCGCAUUGAGGCGCACACCCAGCCCCCAGCAGUUCCUUGACGCAGCCGGGAAGACGGUAACUGCUGGUUUCGCCGCCGCCGGCGCUGCAGCCGGUAGGGCUUUGGCCGCCAUCAGGGAAGAGGACAAGAACGCGUACGCUGACCAUGAGACAUGGUCCGAAGAAGCGGAUGCCAGAAAAGAACGAUCUUCCGGGCCCAGAGACCCCAGCAAACGACGUAGGACUGUUGCCAUUGUAGUAUCUGCGGAUAGCCACGGUGACGACUUUGACGAAGAUGGAUUCCAUGAACACGCCUCCAUCUUGUCGCACAUCCCGCGCUACACCAACUUCAACGAUGUCAAGCUCUUUGUUUUGAUUUAUGCGCCGGGUCUGAAAGACACGGCGGGCGAAUCUACCAGUAACCUUCCGCCACCGUCGUUGAGCUCGUCCUUCUCUAACAUUGAGCACCAUCAAGCCCAGACGCCUGGUGAAGAGUCAUCCAAGAGUCCUCUGAUGAAUCCAUCGCCUGCAAACCCAGCCUUCAAUGCCGUUUACUCCCAGGCAUUGGCUUUGGUUGAAAAGGAGACCAUGGUGAUGCCUUUCACCACGGCCAAUGGGCACACGCAUAUCCUCCGCCACCUGCAGCCCGAGAUCAUCUACCUUCAGGAGUCUCUGGCAGGUGAUAACGGAGCCAUGGUUUCCAACCUCCAGACUUGGCUGCGCCACGACAUCAUUCUUGUCGUGGGUGCCGAGGGUGGUGGUGGUGGCCUCGCUGAUAGCGAGUCAGAGGCAGAGAGGCCUGGCAAGGAAGAAAAGUGGUGGCAGCGAUCGGACCGCGUUGGGCGUGGCCGGGGAGUUGUCGUCGUUGACGGCAUGCGGGUCCAUGACGACUGGGCCCGCCGUGUUCAGGGCAAGGAGUAAAUACUCUCUCCACUGUAUAAACGUAGACUUCCAAUAAGGAGAAUUUGAUGGCAUGGGAGGAUGGGACGGGUAUGAAAUGUGUGUGUUUUUAUUGGAUUGGUAUAUACCACGAGAUAUCAUGUAACGUUUUCAUGAGCAGAUAGGUAAUCAACCGUUGCGGCGCGAGAUGAAUUAUUAUAACAGUGAAUUACUCC
Messenger RNA from Colletotrichum phormii, 1707 nucleotides. RefSeq lists its product as uncharacterized. NCBI's taxonomy places the organism in Eukaryota, Fungi, Ascomycota, Sordariomycetes, Glomerellales, Glomerellaceae. The transcript is spliced from 2 exons. Bases 299 to 1513 code for a protein of 404 amino acids. The record is from RefSeq and is a predicted model, not a curated record.